UGACUUCGGUACUGUGAAGGCCGGUUGCUCGUGCAUGAUGGUCCGCGGUUAAACCUCGGGUAUUACCAUCUUGGUCCACUUCUCGUUCCCACAUCCAUCUCACCUGCACAACUCUGCCUCAGGUGCAUACAACAUGCACCGAGCGGCUGCGUACAUGCAUAUCUGCCUGAUAACACCACGCCGAUGAGUUGUGUACAUACACAGUGAUUGUCGGACACCGGCCUGGACUUGACGCGUUUGCCUCCGCGCCACGUCACAUCAUCUUCCCGCCUCGUCCAUCCACGCGCCGACUUUCCGCCCUGCCGCCUGUAAGCUCCGUCACCAUCUCCAUCCUCUACUCCCAACUCCACACCAACUCACACUCCUUCUCCAUGUCGGUCCAGCCGCGCCUCAGGCGCCCCAGGCCCGGCAGUCCCGAGCUGCCGCACACCGUCGAGCGUGCAUACUCGGACGAGCACAAGCGCGACGCAGCAAUGCACCCCCGCAAACCCCCCUCGGACACUUCGAUACGCUCCGAACACCUCACCUCGUACGGCACCUGCCUCGCUCUCACCGUGCUCGCCUUCAUCGUCCGUUUCUGGCGCAUCUCGCACCCCGACGAGGUCGUCUUCGAUGAGGUGCACUUCGGUGGCUUUGCGAGCCAGUACCUCAGGCGCGAGUACUACUUUGACGUGCACCCGCCGCUCGCCAAGAUGCUGAACGCGCUUGCUGGAUGGCUUGUUGGUUUCGACGGCUCCUUCGACUUCGAGAACAUCGGCGACUCGUACCCCGAGCACAACGUGCCGUACAUCGGCAUGCGGUCGUUUGUGGCAGUGAUGGGCGCUAUCACUGUGCCCAUCGUGUACGCUACGAUGCGCGAGUCUGGGUACCCCGUUGCGAUCGCUGCGUUCUCCGCUGUGCUCAUUCUAUUCGACAACGGCCACGUUACUCAGACCCGUCUGAUUCUUCUCGACGCUGCCCUCGUUCUCUUCAUGGCCCUCUCGCUUUUCUGCUACGUCAAGUUCCACCAGCAGCGCUACCGCGAGUUUGGCCGCGACUGGUGGUUUUGGAUGAUUGCAACCGGCGCAUCCCUCGCCCUUACGCUCGGCUGCAAGAUGGUCGGCCUAUUCACGUUCUUUACCGUUGGCGCGGCCGUUGUCUGGGACCUCUGGAAUAUCCUCGACAUUAAGCGCGGCCACCCAAUGUCCUAUUUCUGGCGCCACUUCAUCUACCGCGCCAUCGGCCUCAUCAUUGUCCCCUUCAUCAUCUACCUUUCCUUCUUCUGGGUCCACUUCAAGAUCCUCAAGUUCUCUGGGCCUGGCGACACCUUUAUGUCGCCAGCUUUCCAGGAGACGCUCGCUGGCAAUGAGCUACUUCUCAAUGCCCAGGAGGUCCGCUACUACGACACCAUCACGCUCAAGCACAAGGAUACGAAGCAGUUCCUCCACUCCCACCCCGAGCGCUAUCCCUUGCGCUACCCCGACGGCCGCAUCAGCUCGCAAGGGCAGCAGGUCACCUGUUACGCGCACAACGACACUAACAACCACUGGCAGAUCAUCCCGACGCGCGAGGUGCCGUCGCACGGUCGCGGCCGGGUUGUGCGUCACAACGACGUGGUCCAGUUCCGCCACAUCAACACGAACACGCUUCUCCUGACGCACGACGUCGCAUCGCCCACUAUGCCCACGAACCAGGAGUUCACCACGGUCGCACCUGACAACGAGGAGCGCCGCGAGGAGACGUUUUUCCAGCUGCAGAUGAUCGAGGCGCACGACGGCGAGGCCAUCAAGACCCUCGCCUCCCACUUCAAGGUCAUGCACAUGAAGACGCGUGUGCUGCUGUGGACCCACAAGCAGGCUCUGCCAGAGUGGGCAUUUGAGCAGCAGGAGGUGAACGGGAACAAGAAUGCGAACGACCGCACCGCGCUGUGGUACGCAGGCGACAUCAUCGAGGACGGGCAGGGGCAAGACUUCCGCAACCGCACAGCCCACGUCGAGGACAAGCCGGUGCGGCACAUCAACUUCUUCAAGAAGUGGUGGGAGCUGCAGAUCCUCAUGCUGCAGCACAACGCUGGCCUGUCCUCGUCACACCCGUACGCGAGCACGCCCAUCGAGUGGCCGUUCUGCCUGAACGGCGUGAGCUUCUGGACCGAGAACAGCAAGCAGCAGCAGAUCUACAUGGUCGGCAACCUGCUCGACUGGUGGAUCUGCUCGAUCACCGUCAGCGUGUUCGUGGGCAUCAUCGCGGCGGACACGAUCGCGCGCCGCCGCGGCGUCGAGCCCAUCGAAGAGGACGUCCGCAACCGCCUCUACCGCAACACAGGCUUCUUCCUCGGCGCGUGGGCGUUCCACUACUUCCCCUUCUACACCAUGGCCCGCCAACGCUUCCUGCACCACUACUUGCCGGCACACCUCGCGUCGGCGCUCGUCGCGGGCAGCAUCCUCAACUUCAUCCUCGUCGAGGAGGUCAACUACCCCAUGUCUGUCGCGGGACCGCGCACCCGCCUCCGCCCCGCCACGCGCGCCUACGUCAGCCGCAAGGGCUUGGUCGUGCUCGGCGUCCUGUCGGCUGCCGUCGUCGGGUGCUUCCUUUACGAGGCGCCGUUCACCUACGGCCUCCCGCUCUCCAGCACGCAGGUCAGCGCCCGCAAGCUCCUCAGCACUUGGACGCUCCACUUCGAGGCCAAGGUCACACACGACGUCGACGCCGUCGCUGACGCGCCACCAGUGGUCGCGGAGGAUGUGGCGGAGGACGACUUUGCAGACAGCGCAGUCAACGACUCGCCUGACGAGCAGAUUGAACUCUCGUAGACAUUGUCAAAAAUCUUCUCUCAUAUCCUAUGAAGCCUGCUUGAUAUACAGGUACAUGCAUCACAUUCAAAGAAUACAUAGAUA
Messenger RNA from Cutaneotrichosporon oleaginosum, 2873 nucleotides. RefSeq lists its product as uncharacterized. Gene Ontology annotation, biological process: protein O-linked glycosylation via mannose. NCBI's taxonomy places the organism in Eukaryota, Fungi, Basidiomycota, Tremellomycetes, Trichosporonales, Trichosporonaceae. Gene Ontology annotation, cellular component: membrane; endoplasmic reticulum. The record is from RefSeq and is a predicted model, not a curated record. Gene Ontology annotation, molecular function: dolichyl-phosphate-mannose-protein mannosyltransferase activity.